UCUCACGUUUUCGGUAGGAAACAUAUGACUUAAAAGUGUUUUACAGACAGCCACUCUGAAAAGUAAUUAGCUCGCGGAAGCUUGAUUUAUCCUCUUAUUCUCUUAUACCUUUUAUCUCGCUCGUGAUAACGUCCGUCGUUAUUCUAACGAUGAAUUAUGCGCUGUUCGUCACAAAGUGCGUAAGAUUUCGUCCGACGGGCUAUUCGCACGUGGUGACUCACGCUACGUACUCGCAAUUAAAUUUCACCGGUCAUCGAAAUGAUUUACAAUUAAAUCAAGUAAUAGUUCACGAGCAAUCCCAAAUCUGUCGAGCGUCAUGUGAUCACGCGUCGAUCCGAUCUUCGCACGACAGAGAAAUAUAACUAUAAAUAUAUACAACGAAUAUGCAACGCGAUACAUAAUAAGAUGCAAAUCGAUGAUCUCUCUUUGAAUUACAGACAAGAUCGGAUCGAUAACGUCGCAAAUAAUGUACAAAUAUUAUGUACGAAUAAUAUGUGAUAUGUAGAUAUAACAUACACACACACACACACAUACACACAGCACUCUGGAAAAAAAUAGUCAACAUCCAUAUUUUCGGGUUUCAAGUAUAGAGAUUUUAAACUUUCUAAACAUUUCAAAAUGACAUGUUUCGUGUCGUUUAAGUAUAUCGAUUAACGUUUUAAUUUUAAAGAGAUUUAGACAAUGAAAUCUAGAUAUUAAGACAAUGAAAUUUAGAGUUGAGCUAAAAAAUCUGAAGCAAAUCUUGAAUUCUUCAGAUUUUACUAGAGAAAAAAAUGAUUUUUCUUAAUUAAACAUUAAAUGGACGUAAGCCAUUUUCUUCCAAAGUAAAGAAUUAACUAAUGACUGAUUAUAUCCGUGAUCCCUUCACAGGCUGCGUAUUUAGCGCUUUGUUCUGGGGAAUCUUCGCGGGUGUUUACGGACGAAGAAAUAUCAUCUUACUGACUCUCUUCAUUGACAGUAUACUCACAAUAAUCGCAAGUUUCUUGCAAAACUACAAUCUAUUCCUGAUAUUUCGUAUCAUGAGCGGAUUCAUAAUGGGCGCACCUGGUACGCUGAUAUACACGUACUUCAGUGAGUUUCACGAAGACAAGUAUCAAACAAAGAGCGUCUGCUUCCUAGGCUUCUUCUGGCCUCUCGCUUGGUUAAUAUUACCCGGUCUGGCGUGGAUCUUCAUACCGUUGCCGAUCAACUUCGAGUUCUACGGCAUUCAUUAUAAUUCUUGGAGGAUGUUCCUCGCCUUCAUCAGUGUGCCUACUUUCAUUAUAGCCAUGAUAAUCUUCCUCAAGUAUCCCGAGAGCCCGAAAUUCCUGGUGUCGCAGGGCGAGACUGAAGAGGCUCUCGCGAUUCUACGGAAGAUCUACGCGGUCAACACCGGACGCGACGAAUGCGAGUAUCCGGUGAAGCAAUUACUCUCCGACGUCGUGUUAAAUGUGAAAAAAAAGGAGACAUCGUCGUCCUCUUUCAAGACUUUGGCGGACCUGGUGAAGAAUAUCUGGUGGCAAUUGCGUACCAUCGUAUCACCACCGUACUUGAAAUACGCCAUCAUUCUGUGGACAAUCUACACCUCGAAUAUGUUCGGAUACUACGGUUUUGGUCUUUGGAUACCAGAACUGUUCAAUCGCUUCGAGAACUAUCAACAAUUGCAUCCGAACGCGUCGGCGACGGUCUGUGAGCUGAUUCGCGACAUAUCCCAGUCGCUGAAUAUAACUAUUGCGGAUGAACCGUUCCUCCCGUUGGACGGAGUCGCCAAGGAGUGUAAACCGAAUAUAGACGAGCGAGUCUUCAUCAACGCAUUGACGAUCAAUGCCGUUUCUUUACCGGGGAACCUCAUCUCCGGGUUCCUGGCGAAUAAAGUCGACCGCCGAACGAUACCGAUGAUCGCGAUGUUUCUGGCCGGCAUAGCCGCUUUUGGUGUCUACUUCGUAAGUUCCUCGCUACAAGUCCUCGUGGUGAUGUGUGUCUUUUCACUGAUGGUGACCAUGUCCAAUUUCGCGAUGGCCGGUGUGGCGGUCAACACGUUCCCUACACAUGUGGCCGCUGCCGCUGUAUCCAUGAUGGUUUGCUUAGGAAGGACCGGUGCGGUAGUCAGCAAUCUGGUGUUCGCCUUGUUGCUAGACUUCAGCUGCGAAGUGCCAAUAUUCUUGCUAGCUAGUAUCGUCAUGUUUGGUGGGCUGCUAUCAUUCCUAAUACCGAGCAAAGAGAAGAAGUGAGACGCCGACGCACCAAGAGGAGACACAGACGACUCAUUGUAUCUAAGAGACACAAAGUGUGUCAAAUGAAGCGCUUCGUAUCAUUCAUUUCUGUGUGAUUUCUACAGAGUAAAUGACGAUGUUUAUCGAUCUGUAAAUAAUAACUAUAAACAUCGAUCAUCGAUUUUAUUGCUCAAUGUUGUUUUUGCAUGAAACUUCAUCUCGAUCGUCAUUAAACGACGUCAUUAAACGAGGAUCGUCGCAGUGACUAUACCGGAGCUUUAAAGAUUGCAAUUUCAUUUCUCGAUAAAUCUCGUGACGUAUCCCUCUCCAAUAGAAGAAUUUGUUCCUUAAUCAUUCUCAGCAGAUACAUUUUCUUAUUGGAUGUAUCGCCAAACUUAUCGAGGAAAAGUGUUGCGACUUUCAAUCAACCGACUGUGUGUAACACUAUGAUAGUUCAUUAUUUAUCGACCGAAUCGCACACCGCCUCUAGUAAAUAUAACUACUUGUCAUCAUAGAUAUUUAUUAAUUUGUAACGUGUCACCACACACGUAGGAGCGUUUCAUUGCACGCGAUGAACGGCGAGAGACAUGCGAUCCGUCUUCGUCGACAUCGUCAUCGUCACGCGAAUGUUACAAAUAAAACGUAUGACAAAACAGAGAAGACGCAUUAAUUGCUACGGUCUCUUGCGUGGAAAGACGGAAAAAAGAGUAUAAGAAAGCCUCGAAGGUGUGAUAAACGACCCGGGAAACCGCAGCAGCGUCGGCGGCGAAUGAACUACGUAGCGAACCGUGUCGCUAACCAUCUCUCUCUCUCUCUCUCUCUCUCUUUUUCAACGGGCGGAAAAUACUCGUUGCCGUCUCCUGAGACGUAUUUAACCGUCAUACAUUCUGACGAGCGUUCCGCAGGAAUCUUCGGGAUUUAAUCACCCGAUGUUUACGGCGUACCUACCGUAAAGCGUGUGUUAAAGCGUUCGUAUCCUUUUUCUUUCCUUCCUCAUCUCUCAUAUAUAUCCCGAUAUUCUCCUCCUUCUCCUAAACCAUACACGACCACAUUCAGAAACUGAAAAUCUGCCAUUAUCGCGUUGUCGACGGAUCUUGUCAGAUAAUAACUCUUUUAAAAAGUACGCUAUUGAUUGUGUCUCUCUCUCUCUCUCUCUCUCUCUCUCUC
Molecule: messenger RNA, 3359 nt
Organism: Dinoponera quadriceps
Lineage: Eukaryota; Metazoa; Arthropoda; Insecta; Hymenoptera; Formicidae
Product: synaptic vesicle glycoprotein 2B-like
Exons: 7
Coding region: 840-2210 (456 amino acids)
Biological process (GO): transmembrane transport
Cellular component (GO): membrane
Molecular function (GO): transmembrane transporter activity
Source: RefSeq, a predicted model, not a curated record